Herpailurus yagouaroundi (jaguarundi) is the source of this 2427-nucleotide messenger RNA. RefSeq names its product regulator of G protein signaling 7 (gene RGS7). Gene Ontology annotation, biological process: G protein-coupled receptor signaling pathway; regulation of G protein-coupled receptor signaling pathway; intracellular signal transduction. Gene Ontology annotation, cellular component: plasma membrane; cytoplasm; neuron projection. Gene Ontology annotation, molecular function: GTPase activator activity. The coding region runs from base 245 to 1732 and encodes 495 amino acids. The transcript has 19 exons. Lineage: Eukaryota; Metazoa; Chordata; Mammalia; Carnivora; Felidae. The record is from RefSeq and is a predicted model, not a curated record.
GCGGCCUGUGCACGGCGGCGGCGGCGACGGCGGUGGCCUGAGCCGCGCGGUUCCGCAUCCGCCGAGUGUGAUGAGGCUGCCCUGCGUCGGGGCUCCGCUCGCCGCCAGCUGACAGCGCCGGCACCCAGCCCGCCCGCGAGGGCUGACGCCGCGGGGCCGUGACCUUGGCCGAGGAGUCUCUCUAACCCUCUGCAGGGCAGACGGAUCGUUCCAGUGCCUGAGAGCUGACCAAGUGUGGGGUGACAUGGCCCAGGGGAAUAAUUACGGGCAGACCAGCAACGGGCUGGGGGAUGAAUCACCCAACAUGCUGGUGUACAGAAAGAUGGAAGACGUCAUAGCACGCAUGCAAGAUGAAAAAAAUGGAAUUCCUAUCCGUACCGUCAAAAGCUUUCUUUCCAAGAUACCUAGUGUCUUCUCUGGGUCAGACAUUGUUCAAUGGUUAAUAAAGAACCUAACUAUAGAAGAUCCAGUGGAGGCACUACAUUUGGGAACAUUAAUGGCUGCCCACGGCUACUUCUUUCCAAUCUCGGAUCACGUCCUCACACUCAAAGAUGAUGGCACCUUUUACCGGUUUCAGACACCCUAUUUUUGGCCAUCAAAUUGUUGGGAGCCAGAAAACACGGACUAUGCGGUUUAUCUCUGCAAGAGAACAAUGCAAAACAAGGCAAGGCUGGAACUAGCUGACUAUGAAGCUGAGAGCCUGGCCAGGCUGCAGAGAGCAUUUGCCCGGAAGUGGGAGUUCAUUUUCAUGCAAGCAGAGGCACAAGCAAAAGUGGACAAGAAGAGAGACAAGAUUGAAAGGAAGAUCCUCGAUAGCCAAGAGAGAGCAUUCUGGGACGUUCAUAGACCUGUGCCUGGAUGUGUAAAUACCACUGAAGUGGACAUUAAGAAGUCAUCCAGAAUGAGAAACCCACAUAAAACACGGAAGUCUGUCUAUGGUUUACAAAAUGACAUUAGAAGUCACAGUCCUACCCACACACCCACACCAGAAACUAAACCUCCAACAGAAGAUGAAUUACAACAACAGAUUAAAUAUUGGCAAAUACAGUUAGAUAGACAUCGGUUAAAAAUGUCAAAAGUUGCUGAUAGUCUGUUAAGUUACACGGAACAGUAUGUAGAAUAUGACCCAUUUCUUGUGCCACCUGACCCUUCUAACCCAUGGCUGUCUGAUGAUACUACUUUCUGGGAACUUGAAGCAAGCAAAGAACCAAGUCAGCAGAGGGUAAAACGAUGGGGUUUUGGCAUGGAUGAAGCACUGAAAGACCCAGUUGGGAGAGAACAGUUUCUUAAAUUUCUAGAGUCAGAAUUCAGCUCAGAAAAUUUAAGAUUCUGGCUAGCAGUGGAAGACCUGAAGAAAAGGCCUAUUAGAGAAGUCCCUUCCCGAGUUCAGGAAAUAUGGCAAGAAUUUCUGGCUCCUGGAGCUCCCAGUGCCAUUAACUUGGAUUCUAAGAGCUAUGAUAAAACCACACAGAAUGUGAAGGAACCUGGACGAUACACAUUCGAAGAUGCUCAGGAGCACAUUUACAAAUUGAUGAAAAGUGAUUCAUACCCACGUUUUAUAAGAUCCAGUGCCUAUCAAGAGCUUCUACAGGCAAAGAAAAAGUCGGAACACUCAAUGGAUCGCAGAACAUCUUUUGAGAAAUUUGCACAGAAUGUGGGCAGAAACAUCCCUAUUUUCCCAUGCCAUAAAAACUGUACACCAACACUGAGGGCCAGCACUAACCUGUUAUGAAAAAGAGGGGAAAUCUCUCACGUCAAAGAGGUUAACAAGCCUCGUUCAGUCCUACUAAAAGGAUCAUCUUGUAGCAUGGAAGCAGACUGGAGUCAUUGCAUAUACUUUGUAGCUCUUUGUUGUUACCUGGAGCAGAGGACAUUAGGCCAAGAUGUUGCAUGAGCAAAGGACCUGAAUUGUUCUCUCUUUGUGUACAUUCAGGCACUGCCAUUCCAAGGGACUCUACCGUCUCAAUGCCUCCACUGCAAAAUGUUGUCUGCUUACUUUCUCCUUGUACUAAGCUGGAUCUGUGUCGUUUCCUUUUUAACAAGUUCAAGUGGAGUAAACCUUUUUUUUUUUCUUUCUCUUAAAGCUUCUGCUAGACACACAGUUCACUGAAAAUUCACUCAGUCAAAAACUGGAAGAAUUGUAAAAGAAAAAAGCAUAUAUCAAUAAGUAUACAUACGGCUUCACGUUUAUUAAACAAUAAGUUAGCACAGAAAGUUUCAUUUCACCAAUGUGUUCACAGUCAGAAACAAGCUUUGUCUUUGUCUGUUGUCUAUACAUUCUCAGUUAAUGUUUCUUGCAUUUAUUUUUAUACCAUAUUUAAAUAAGAAACGCCUUUUACUCCAAAUGUAUUAAAGUUGAUCCCUUCUCUGUAAAUUUGUGUAUGUUUAUAUUGUUGUUUUAUCUUUCAUUAAAAGAUGCAGAAUCUC